This is a messenger RNA of Austrofundulus limnaeus, 5035 nucleotides long. It is a transcript of the gene trpm2, whose product is annotated as transient receptor potential cation channel, subfamily M, member 2. Lineage: Eukaryota; Metazoa; Chordata; Actinopteri; Cyprinodontiformes; Rivulidae. Gene Ontology annotation, cellular component: plasma membrane. The record is from RefSeq and is a predicted model, not a curated record. Gene Ontology annotation, molecular function: ligand-gated calcium channel activity. Gene Ontology annotation, biological process: calcium ion transmembrane transport.
CAGUCAGGAUACCGCUUCCACCCAAAAUAACAUUUAGCUUCUUUUUUAUUUAUUAUUUUUUWAAUUUUACCUCAUGCAAAGAUGCCGUCUAAAGCUGACAACAAAGUUUACCUACAGCCAAAGAUUGAGAAGAUACAGGAGAAGAGAGUUAAAUCAGUUACACUUUAUAGUYAUAAAAAGGGUAAAAACUCUGCUCUGUGGAUCAAGGCGAACAUCAAGAAGAAGGAAUGUGUGUUUUUUCAGAGGGAUGCCAGAGACGAUACGUGUAAGUGUGGCUACUUGAAGACUGAGCACACAGAUGAAGCCAUCAAGCCAGAUGACUUCACUGGGGAGACGUGGGACAGACACAGACAUGUCCAUGAAGUGCCCACCGAUGCUUUUGGAGACAUUAACUUUGGCGGUUUGGGACAAAAGCUUAGCAAAUAUGCUCGAGUGUCCACAGACACCAGCCCCGAAGACCUGUACCGCUUACUGACCGUACAGUGGAAACUUUCACCCCCCAACCUGCUCAUCUCAGUGUCCGGAGGAGCCAAAAACUUUCACCUGAAGACUCGACUGAAGAGUGUUUUCCACAGAGGACUUAUUAAAAUGGCCCAGACUACAGGUGCGUGGAUCAUCACAGGUGGUACCAACACAGGCGUGAUGAAGCAUGUGGGGCAGGCUGUGAGGGAUCACGCCCUGAGCAGCUCCGUGCAGGAAAACAAGAUAGUGGCCAUCGGAGUGGCAACAUGGGGAAUAAUUCACAACAGGAAGGCUUUAGAGAAUAAAGACGGCUGUUUCCCUGCUCAGUAUGUGAUGGACACCAAGGGUCAGGGCCGGCUGUCCUGCCUCGACAGCAAUCACACCCACUUCCUGCUGGUUGAUGAUGGGACACACGGACGCUAUGGAGUGGAGAUCGAAUUGCGCACUCGUUUAGAGAAAUACAUCUCCGGGAAGCAUCUUGGAGACAAAGACAGCAGGGUCAACAUCCCAGUGGUUUGUGUCGUUCUGGAUGGAGGACCAGGCACCCUGAAUACCAUCUACAACGCCAUGCUGAACGGAACCCCGUGCGUGGUGUUUGAGGGCUCCGGGCGGAUAGCGGAUGUCAUUUCCUGCGUGUCAGAACUUCCUGUUAGCUUGGUCACCCUCAGCCUCAUCCGCCAGCUGAUGAAAAAGAGUUUUGGUCAGGAGUGCGAGCGYUUCUCUGACCUUGACAUCAUUGAGUGGACUAAAAAGAUCCAAGACAUUAUCCGAAUGUCUGAUCUGCUGACAGUUUUCAGAGUAAAUGAAGGCAGUUAUGAGGAUGUGGACAUGGCCAUCCUUCAGGCCCUUCUUAAAGCUUCACGAAGAAGUGAGUCCAGAGGAACCGAGUCCUGGAAGAGGCAGCUGGAGCUGGCUAUCGCCUGGAACCGAGUGGACAUCGCCAAGGCUGAGAUUUUCACUGAGGAAAGCCAGUGGAAGUCCAGCGACCUCCACUGGGCCAUGUUCUCAGCCUUGGUUGGCAACAAGCCUCAGUUUGUGAGUCUGCUGCUGGAGAACGGCGUGAGCCUGAGGGAUUUCCUGCAGGACGAAGAAACUCUGCGGCUGCUCUACAACCACAUGCCCAGCUGCUUCUUCCUGUGCAAGCUGGCCAAGCGGGUCAAGAGCGCUUGUCGCAACAAGACGAAGGGCUUCGGCCGGAGGGCUCGCGGAAGCACAACGAAAGGUGAAAUGAUCUGCUUGUCUCAYGUGUCUGACGAGGUGCACCACCUGCUGGGAAGAUUCACCAAACCCAUCUACCCUCCCUCCACCAUGACGUACCACCUCGACAUGUCCAUAACAGACACGUCAGUGUCAAAUAAAGAUCAGACAGAGGACAUCUCUAAAACUCAGAGGGAUGCAGGAAGAGACCUUUUCCUUUGGGCUAUUGUCCAGAACAACAAGGAGCUGGCUGAAAUUGCCUGGGAGCAGUGCAGAGACUGCAUGUCUGCCGCUCUGGCUGCCAGUAAGAUUCUGAAGAAACUGGCCAAAAAAGAAACGGAUGCAGAAGAGGCACAGGACAUGCUGGAGCUCGCCAAUCAUUAUGAAAACCACGCCAUAGGUGUGUUCAUCGAGUGCCACGACAGUGAUGAGGAGCGAGCUCAGAAGUUGCUGGUUCGARUCUCACAGUUUUGGGGUAAAACGACGUGCCUGAGGCUGGCGCUGGAGGCUGAUGAUAAAAACUUUGUGGCUCUCUCAGGUGUUCAGGCUCUGCUGACUCAGAUCUGGUGUGGUGAGCUUUCAGUGGACAACCGUGUGUGGAGAGUGCUGAUCAGCAUGGUCUUCUUCCCUCUCAUCUACACUGGAUUCCUGGUUUUCAGACGUGAUGAACUCAUCCAGAGACAAAAUGAAAAGUGUGAGGAGAUGAUAACACUGGAGACGGUGACGGGAAGUUCAUUUUGGGCAAAUCACCUCAAGUCCAUGCCRCAGGUCAAGUCUCUGGACUGCUGGUCCAAAGUGGUGAGCCUGUACAGCUCUCCGCAGGUCAAGUUUUACUGGAACAUCGCGUCUUACUUCGCCUUCCUCUUCCUGUUUGCUGUGGUGCUCUUGGUCGACUUCCAGAGCUCACCCUCCUUUAAGGAGCUGCUGCUCUACAUCUGGCUGCUGUCCCUGGUGUGUGAGGAGAUCAGGCAGCUUUUUUAUGACCCUGAUGGGUUUGGAUUUUAUAAGAAAGCCAAAAAGUACAUCAAUGAGUUUUGGAACAUUUUAGACGUCCUAUCCAUCCUCCUCUUUUCUGUAGGCCUUGCCUUCAGGCUGGUACCUGAGCUGUUGUACGCAGGUAAAACCCUCCUCUGCAUUGACUUUGUGGUCUUCUGCCUCCGGCUCAUGGCCAUCUUCACAAUCAGUCGAACGCUUGGACCUAAAAUCAUCAUAUUGAGAAAGAUGAUGAUGGAUUUGUUCUUCUUCUUGUUUCUGAUGAGUAUCUGGGUGGUGGCGUAUGGAGUCGCCAAACAGGGCAUUCUCAUUGACAAUGACGACCGGCUGGACUGGAUYGUCCGGGGGGCCAUUUACGAGCCGUACCUCAUCAUAUUUGGAAAUUUCCCUAAAAACAUGGAUUAUACUGAGUUUGACAUAAACUCGUGCAACAUAAGUGGGACGGAUCCUCUGAAGCCCAAAUGUCCCAUGUUGAACGAGAGCGACACACCAGCCUUCCCCGAGUGGCUCACCAUCAUCAUGCUUUGUGUUUACUUACUCUUUGCCAACAUACUUCUGCUCAACCUGCUCAUAGCCAUCUUCAACUUCACGUUCCAGGAGGUCCAGGAAAACACCGACAAAAUCUGGAAGUUUCAAAGAUACGAGUUGAUUAAGGAGUAUCACAGUCGUCCGGCUGCCCCGCCUCCUUUCAUGAUUCUCAGUCACGUCUGCCAUUUCAUCAGGAGCGUCGUCCUGCGGAGGCCUCCCACCAGACAGAUAAACUUCAAGCGUGAGCUUCUUCAGACGGAGGAAGAGGAGCUGUUGACCUGGGAGGCCCUGAUGAAGGACAGAUACCUGCUGUCUGCUCAGCAGGAGCUGAGCCAGAGCGUGGAGGGACGCAUCCUGGACACAGCCCAAAAGUCAGCUUCAGCUCCUACAACCCGAAAUAUUAUGACUCUGAAAACAACACCAGAAACAGAUCAACAGAAAUCCUAAGUGGUUACAGAAAUCCACAGGGUAGGACGGGCAUCGUGGGACGAGGUUGUCUCAGCCGCCUCGGUCCAAACCCAAACUUAGACCUUGUUCUAACACGGUGGCAAGACAGUGAGAGGUUAGUGUUGGAGUAUCUGGCAGUCAAGGAUGAGCAUCAAGGAUGUUGGACUCUUCCUGGGGGACCCAUUGACGCUGAUGAUCACCUGCCUGUGGCUCUUAGGAGAACCCUGGGAAAUAAGUUGUAUCAAGCACUAAAUGCAAAAUUUGCAGAAGGAACGAAGGUGUCUGAAGGUUACGUGGACGACUGCAGGAACACCGAUAACGCCUGGGUGGAAACCACCGUCCUAAACAUUCACCUGGACGGAUCGAGUCAGGAGAUGGUGGACAUCAACAACAUGGUCAAGAGUCGCCACAGCUCUCUCCUGUGGCAGGAGGUGAGCAGUCAAGUCAGACUCGACUCAAACCAAAGACACUCGCUGCAGCAGGUGGCAGCGCGGCACAACAGAAACUUCUGAUGCUCUUCGUGCCUCCCAGUUCAGCUCGGCUUUGAUUUUCCAAAACAGCAGUUUGCAACCUGAAAGCCUUCACCAAGAAGACAAUCAGUGGAUGACCUGCCUGCCAGUGUGGCCUCUCGCUGCAUUUUGUUGCACUAUUAAUUAUUAACGCCGUUUCCCUUCGUUCAGUAGCACCGCAACUUGCUUCGACACAUUUUAGUUGGUUUUCAGUACGUGUUGCCUCUAUGUGAGGCUGUUUGAUAACUUCACCUUUAAAAUAUCCACAUUCAAAACGAGCUUAAUGGGUAAAUAAGUGAAAUAAAGUCACAAACGACUCACCGCACUCUCUUGUUUCCAAGAAUGCUGAAUCGAGGCCUUCCCUUCGCCUGCCAGCCUGUGAGUCUCUGACCAAUCAGUGGUCUGACGUUAAAUCUUCAGCUCCAUCAGCUCCCACCCAUCGGCCGAGCUGGAAGACCCUGAGCCUGUGUUGAGUCGAGCAGUGUAGGACCCCCAUGAAUAAAGGCCAUAACUAUUGUUGAAAAGCUGAAAAUGAGCAGGACUGUUUGCAGUAAAUGCUAUACUAUUUUCCCCAAUAGCUGUACAUUCACUAGUGUACCGUAGUUUAACUACUUUACUCCUAAGUAACCUAAAACGUACAGUUUGAUAUUAUCGGAGCAGCUGUAAAAUAAAACAUUCUUGUAGUUAAGGAUGUAUUGUCCAAAAACUUGGUAAAUAAUGUGUUUAUAAAACACAUGAAAGCUAUGAUGCAGCUCAGUCUUUACUUUUUUUAUUAUUAUUAUUUUCAGGAUGGCUAACGUUUGAGUCACUCGUUUAGACUUUUUUAUAUUCUCUGCAACAGUGUAUUUUUUAUUUUUAUUUUGCUGUGUUUUUAUCAAAGUAAAGCCUUAAACCACUCA